Molecule: messenger RNA, 1209 nt
Organism: Phytophthora sojae
Lineage: Eukaryota; Oomycota; Peronosporomycetes; Peronosporales; Peronosporaceae
Exons: 3
Coding region: 1-1209 (402 amino acids)
Molecular function (GO): metal ion binding
Source: RefSeq, a predicted model, not a curated record
AUGGUGUGGACGAGCUUCGCAGCUCUUCGAGAGCAGGUGGCGCAAUGGACCGAUGACCAAGCCCGACACGCCGACAUCAAUGUGGAGGGUCAAUUGAUGCACCAGCGACGCAUUAGUCGCAAAUGCUCCUUCUUUGACUUGGCGUCGGUGGGGGGGUCCGAUGGCGAGCGCGAGCGGCUCGAGGUGAUCCUCAAGAUCAUUGACGGCCAGUUGUCGUGCGAGCAGGUGGACGCCAUCCGAUACAGAGUCAAGGUCGGCGACGUCGUUCGCGUCCAUGGGUUCGUGGAGCGGCUUGACAGUGGCGCUGCGAUUCUGGUGCACGCGCGCGAUAUUACUGUUGUUCGAGCGUGGAAGGAUGAAAACCCGGGGGUGACUUUCCUCCCGCUGCCGACACGCGUGCAUUGCAAGUUCUGGAUCAACUCGAAAACGUGUCAGCACGGCGACAAGUGCGAGUUUUACCAUGUCAGUGAUGCGGACCAAAAGAUCGAGCGCGCCAAGUGGCUAAAGGAACGGCUUCAUCUCAAGCGGGUUCGCGCUCACAUCGACGAAGAUCCGCUGGACCCGCACGGGAAAAUUGGAAAGCAGCAGCGCGCUCAGGUGUUCGUCGAAUGGCUGGUCGAGACGUUCGGUGCGGAGUUUCUCGCGUCGGGCAAAGGCAUCGUGGACGUCGCUGGGGGUCGAGGCAGCGUGUCGUUCGAGCUGUGGAACAAGCGACGACUACCGUGCACCCUCAUUGAACCACGCCCGAUGAAGCUUUCAAAGAUGCAGCACAAAUACCUGAAGAAGCAGAAGAAGCAGCGCAAGCAGUCGGGUGAAGCAGAACCGCCUCUUACCGAAUCGCUUGUGCCGCAAGUUAUCACGCUCUUCAACAUGGAUACUUUCCUGGAGGACCCGAACAACGUCCAGCUCGUAGAACAAGCUUCGCUUCUGCUCGGAAUGCACCCCGAUGAGGCCACCGACUCCAUCUUCGACGUCGCCAUCAAAUUUAACAAGCCGUUCGCAGUCGUGCCAUGCUGUGUCUUCGGCCAGAAGUUUCCCGACCGCCGACUCGCUGAUGGCAGCAAGGUCCUGUCGUACGAAAACUUGGUCGAGUACCUCACGGCCAAGCACCCGGACAUCGAGAAGGCAUUCCUCCCUUUCGAUGGGAAAAACCUGGUCCUCUUUCGGCGUCCUAGUGCCGGAGAGCAGAAAAAUAUUGAGUCAAUGUAG